This is a messenger RNA of Trichoplusia ni (cabbage looper), 1701 nucleotides long. RefSeq names its product selenide, water dikinase (gene Sps1). The transcript has a single exon. The record is from RefSeq and is a predicted model, not a curated record. Gene Ontology annotation, cellular component: cytoplasm. Gene Ontology annotation, molecular function: ATP binding; selenide, water dikinase activity. Bases 109 to 1317 code for a protein of 402 amino acids. Gene Ontology annotation, biological process: L-selenocysteine biosynthetic process. Lineage: Eukaryota; Metazoa; Arthropoda; Insecta; Lepidoptera; Noctuidae.
GUAAAGGAGACGCCAUUUUGCAAGCGUCACUUGGCGGCGUGUCGGGUUUCCGCAUUUUGACCCGAAAUACCUUCAUUAAAAUCAUAAUAUUGUUUUGUUUCGUUUAAUAUGUCGUAUCAAUCAAGUGUAGCGCAAGACUCUUUAGCUGCGGCACAAUUGGAAAUGACCGGUAACCCCAAUGCAUUAGCGUUGCGUCGGCCAUUCGACCCGGUGGCGCACGACUUAGAAGCGAGUUUUCGUUUGACACGGUUUGCGGACCUCAAAGGAAGAAGCUGCAAAGUUCCUCAAGAUGUACUGGGAAAACUGGUGGAAUCAUUACAGCAAGAUUAUUCCCAACAAGACCAGGACCAGUUUAUGCAUGUGGCGAUCCCGCGCAUUGGCAUCGGUUUGGAUUGCUCGGUGACGCCGCUCAGACAUGGAGGUCUUUGUUUGGUACAGACCACCGACUUUUUCUAUCCCCUAGUAGACGACCCCUACAUGAUGGGAAAAAUCGCAUGUGCCAACGUACUUAGCGAUUUAUAUGCAAUGGGAGUAACAGAAUGUGACAAUAUGCUUAUGCUCCUCGGUGUGUCUACAAAAAUGACCGAGAAAGAACGUGAUGUUGUCAUUCCUCUUAUAAUGCGUGGCUUUAAAGAUUCUGCCCUGGAGGCUGGAACAUCAGUCACCGGAGGACAAACAGUAAUUAACCCCUGGUGUGCUAUUGGUGGGGUGGCUACUACUAUUUGCCAACCCAAUGAAUACAUUGUUCCUGAUAAUGCUGUUAUGGGUGAUGUUCUUGUAUUGACUAAGCCUCUUGGUACCCAAGUAGCAGUCAAUGCCCAUCAAUGGUUAGACCAACCAGAACGCUGGAACCGUAUUAAGUUGGUGGUCUCUGAAGAAGAUGUACGCAAGGCUUAUCAUCGUGCAAUGGACUCUAUGAGCAGAUUGAACCGUAUUGCUGCUCGUUUAAUGCACAAGUACAAUGCACAUGGCUCUACAGAUGUCACUGGCUUUGGUCUUCUUGGUCAUGCACAGAAUUUGGCUUCACAUCAAAAGAAUGAAGUGUCAUUUGUUAUUCACAACCUGCCAGUGAUUGCUAAAAUGGCUGCAGUAGCUAAAGCUUGUGGUAAUAUGUUCCAAUUGCUGCAAGGACAUGCUCCAGAGACAUCUGGUGGACUCCUCAUCUGUUUGCCAAGAGAACAGGCAGCCGCAUACUGCAAAGAUAUUGAGAAGCAAGAAGGAUACCAGGCGUGGAUCAUUGGUAUUGUGGAGAAAGGCAACCGCACAGCCCGUAUUAUUGACAAACCCCGAGUCAUUGAAGUGCCUGCUAAGGACUAAAUAUCCUUCAGUUUGAGACUAUUGCAAAAUUUUAUAUUUUUUAAAUAUGACUUCUUGAGAACUGGAUAAAUUUAAAAAAUUUAUUUUGAAUUUAUUAUGUAUAACUUGAUUAAGUAUUUUAGUUUGAUCUUUGAUUUCCACUGUUUUCUUGUAAGAUAACAAGUUUACAUAAAACAAUUUUAAUAGGAUUUAAAAUUGAUGUAAGAAAGCUUUUAGGAAACUCAAUCUAGUGACUAUUUUGGUGUUUAUAAUUCUAGAUAAGGUAUAAGAUGUAAGAAAACAAUUCCAUUAGGUACACAUAACCUAUUUGUUUUCAGCUUGUGGAAUGUUUCUGCAAAUUGUGAGAUAAGUAUAAUUAUUAGAAUAAAGUUAUUUUUCAGUCAA